UUCUAACUGUAUGUUUUUCAUUUAUCAGUGCAUAGGGUUGUUUAUAAUGGCAAGUUUAGCUGCAUUGGCCGCAUAUGACGUAUCAGAUGGAGAUACUGAUGCUGAACACAGUGAGAAUGGUGGCUCGCCUGUUGACACGACGAUAAAUAAUGAUGUUGAAGUAAACGAAGAAGAAGAGGAAAAUAAAGAUGAGAUUGAUGACCAGGAAGACAUGGAAACAACUGUGGUUGAACUGGAGCAACCUGCUGUGAAGAUUGCCAAGAAGAGAUACAGCUGUGAGAACGCUACCGCGCUGGCUGUUAAGUUGCGCACGUUAGAUGAAGACGACCUACACUUGCCUCCAGAGCCGGAAGGGAGCUGUUCGGUGAAGCUGCAGCAAAAGAUCUCGAGGCAUUACGAGAGGAAGAUGCAAGAAGGAAAGGAUUUAAAUCAAGCGAUCCAAUCCAGGAAAGAUUUCAGGAACCCCAGUAUUUACGAGAAAUUGAUCGCAUACCUCGCUAUUGAUGAGUUGGGGUCCAACUUCCCGAAGGAAGAAUUUAAUCCGGAUGUUUGGAAGAAAAUGCCGACGUACGAUGAGUUGGCGAGACUACAGCGGGAGGAAAUCGCAAAGAAAGAUAAAAAGACAAAAGUUGAAUUCGUAACGGCAGUGAAACAGUCUACUUCUGGAACGGAAACUAAAAAGACAAAAUGGGAUAAAAUUGAUUCCAAAACUCAAUCAACAAACUCAAAUAAAACCACAGUAAUUUCUGCUGUGGGGAAUUUAAAAAAGUCUAAAUCAUAGCAGAGGCUAUGAGGUAUAUAUUUGUAAAGUAACUAUUGUGGCAGGAACAAGCGUUGUUGCAAAUUCAAUCUGUGUCACCUUAUUACGUUGCUACUAGUAAAAUAGUUUCCGCAAAUGUAAAUAAACGAUUUCAACAAUUUCUAAUUAUUUCCUUGGUUAUUAAAUCUUUUAAAAUUGA
This is a messenger RNA of Ciona intestinalis (vase tunicate), 959 nucleotides long. NCBI's taxonomy places the organism in Eukaryota, Metazoa, Chordata, Ascidiacea, Phlebobranchia, Cionidae. The record is from RefSeq and is a predicted model, not a curated record.